GCGUGCGGGUGAUCUGGAGCACAAUCACAAAGCCCGGCGUUAUCGCACCGCUCCAUGCGCGCCGCGGCGGGAUCGGGCGCGCGGCAGAAGGUGCGCGCACGUGGGCGCACACUUGUCUGUUUGAGUCAGUGGCCGAUACAAACAAAUAAAUAACCGUGAGAACAAUAGCUGGAAGGAUAAAGUGUGGGAGGGAGGAGGAGGGGGGAGAGGGAGGGGGAGCCACGAUGUCGAACUCGCGGAGGUCUUCCGGCGCGGCGCGAGGGAAGAGACCCCCGGAUCUGGAACUUUCGGAACCUGCGUUCCGCGCGCCCGACGCCGGGGCGCUCGGGGGCGACGACGCGUCCUCCGGGAGAGAGCGCAUGCCGGAGGACGGCAACGCCGCCGCCACAGAUGGGCCCAAUGUUUACCUCCACCCGUACUUAUCUCACCCGCGGAUGUCUGUGCGCAUGUCGGUGUACAGCACCGGGAUCCGUCCGGUCCUCACCCGCGCGCACAUCCAGGGACAAGUGUAUAACUUCCUGGAAAGGCCGUCCGGCUGGAAAUGCUUCGUGUAUCACUUCACAGUGUUCCUCAUCGUUCUGGCCUGUCUCAUCCUCAGCGUCCUGUCCACCAUCGACCAGUACCAGGCGCUGGCUCACACGACGCUCUUCUGGGUGGAGAUCGUCCUUGUGGUGUUCUUCGGUGUGGAAUACUUUGUCCGCCUCUGGUCAGCCGGCUGCCGCAGUAAAUAUGUCGGCAUCUGUGGCCGACUGCGCUUCGCGAGGAAGCCGAUAUCUAUAAUAGAUCUGAUUGUGGUUGUUGCCUCAAUAAUUGUGCUGUCAGUGGGCUCCAAGGGCCAGGUCUUCGCCACCUCCGCUGUAAGGGGGAUCCGCUUCCUGCAGAUCCUCCGAAUGCUCCACGUGGACCGGCAGGGGGGGACCUGGCGUCUCCUCGGCUCCGUCGUCUUCAUCCAUCGACAGGAGCUGAUCACCACCCUCUACAUCGGCUUUCUGAGCCUGAUCUUCUCCUCGUACUUCGUCUACCUGGCGGAGAAGGACGCCGUCGACAGCAGCGGCUACAGCGAGUUUGAAAACUACGCGGAUGCCCUGUGGUGGGGAGUGGUGACUGUGACGACCAUCGGAUACGGAGACAAAGUCCCACAAACCUGGAUCGGAAAGACCAUCGCAUCCUGUUUCUCCGUCUUUGCCAUUUCCUUCUUCGCUCUGCCUGCAGGGAUCCUGGGCUCCGGCUUCGCCCUGAAGGUGCAGCAGAAGCAGAGACAGAAACACUUCAACAGGCAGAUCCCCGCGGCGGCCUGCCUCAUUCAGACGUCGUGGAGGUGUUUCGCCGUGGAGAACUUUGAUUCUGUCACGUUCAAGAAGUUUCUGAAGAAGAGAGCCCACAUCCCCGCCUCCUCUCUGUCCACCCUCAAGCCCAAGAAAUCGGUGAAGACAAGGAGGAAGCCGAGGAGCAGCGACAAGGACAACGGCCCCACGUCUCCCACCGUCCCCAGCAUCACCUACAGCAACGUGUUCGACAGCGGGAGGGAGCUGAGUUCGGACGUUUACAGCACGGUGGGCACAGAUUGCCAGCAGUCCUGGACGUCGUUGUCGUCCCUCCAGUUUGGCUCACCUCCUCCAGCGGAAAGACGGCGGCCGGGCCUCCUGGACGUCCACUCGCCCGGCCCCCUCCGGCGGAACUGCAGCUUUGCCGACGACCUGGACGCGGAGGCCGAGCGCGACGGCGAGCUCGCUCCCGUCACCUCCCUGUCGCAAUUGACAGAGUCACACCGGAGAGCCAUCCGGGUGAUCCAGAGGAUGCGUUAUUUUGUGGCCAGGAGGAAUUUCCAGCAAGCUCGUAAACCGUACGAUGUGCGGGACGUGAUCGAGCAGUACUCCCAGGGUCACCUCAACCUCAUGGUGCGAAUCAAGGAGCUUCAGAGGAGGCUGGACCAAUCGAUAGGGAGGCAAACGUUGUUCCAGUCGGGUUCCGACCGAGCCAAAGACAAAGGCACCAACUCUAUCGGGUCCAGGCUCAACCGGAUGGAGGACAAGAUAACGCACAUGGACCACACCCUGAACCGCAUCGCCGAGUCCCUCACCUCUGUGCUGCACCGGAGGGACGGGCCCGAGGGCGAAGGCGGGCCGAGGCCGCGGCCCCCCGGGCGGAGCCGCGACGUCCUCCCCAGCCGGGACAGCCUGCCCAGCUACGAGCAGCUGUCCUCGUCCCCUCCGUCCUCCACCUCCAACGCGGCCGGCGCCAAGGAUCCGGCCGCCGCCGCCGCCGCCAGCCAGGAGGAGAGCGGCUGACGGCUGGGGGGGCUCUGCUCCUCUUCGUGUCAUUCGUGAGAGGCGUUCAGGUCGCGUCUGACAAAGUCAUGUUACGUCAUCAGAAAUGCAAAGUGUAGGUUCCAUAAAAUGUUAAUCUGCUGCAAAAAUAUGCCAAAUAAUAGACCAAACGUUUUUGUUCAACCACCCUUUUGCCUUUUUGAUUUUUCUACAUGUCCUUGUAGUUUGAAAUCUUUUGGAAAUGAUUUACAAUUUUUUGCUUAUUUAAAAAUAUCACCGGAAAUCUGUUCAGGUUAAAGCCAAAGAAGUUGGGCUGUUUCCUCUGGAAAGAAACAAAUAUAAUUCAUUCCUAUUUAAGGGAAGGGGGCCUUAGAUAUCAGCUCUUCGCUGGAGAGUUUUCCGUUUAAUCAAAUAGUGUUUUUCCCUUUUUUAAUAUUCAGAAAUAUUCUUCUGUUUGAAUAAAAGAUUGUUGCAAUUAUUA
Gasterosteus aculeatus aculeatus (three-spined stickleback) is the source of this 2748-nucleotide messenger RNA. It is a transcript of the gene kcnq1.1, whose product is annotated as potassium voltage-gated channel, KQT-like subfamily, member 1.1. Gene Ontology annotation, cellular component: voltage-gated potassium channel complex; membrane. Lineage: Eukaryota; Metazoa; Chordata; Actinopteri; Perciformes; Gasterosteidae. The record is from RefSeq and is a predicted model, not a curated record. Gene Ontology annotation, molecular function: voltage-gated potassium channel activity. Gene Ontology annotation, biological process: potassium ion transmembrane transport.